Molecule: messenger RNA, 1586 nt
Organism: Hevea brasiliensis (rubber tree)
Lineage: Eukaryota; Viridiplantae; Streptophyta; Magnoliopsida; Malpighiales; Euphorbiaceae
Product: transcription factor bHLH96-like
Exons: 3
Coding region: 483-1472 (329 amino acids)
Biological process (GO): regulation of transcription by RNA polymerase II
Molecular function (GO): RNA polymerase II cis-regulatory region sequence-specific DNA binding; protein dimerization activity; DNA-binding transcription factor activity, RNA polymerase II-specific
Source: RefSeq, a predicted model, not a curated record
AAUCUGUCCCUGUCCUCUGCUUGUGUGUUGUGUGGUCUCUGGUGAUUAGUGACUGGUCUACGAUGCAAUCUCACGUGCAACGCCUUGUAGCUAAGGAAGGGUUUGAUCAUUUAAUUUCUCACGACUUUCUUUUCGCAAGGAGGAGAUAAAAAGGCGACUUUACUAGGCCUUAUGGUAUGUAAUUACUUGGGCUUAUGCUAUCUUCCUUUGGGUUUCUUAGAAGGAAACACAUUUUUUCAUUUUUUUCAUCGUCAGCUUCCGGCUUCAGCUGAUAGCUACCAACCUCCCCCCCUCCUCUCUCUCUUCCCCUCCCUCCGACCUUUCAACCCCUUAACCCACAACACAGUCCCUUCUUGGACUCUACCUACCCGUGGGUCUAUACCAUAUAUGCCCUUAUUAAUCCUCCCUUCCUCUUUGUCUUCCUCUGUGACCCAGAAACAAGCUACAUACAAAGUAAACAAUAAAGGUCUCGAGGGAGAGAUAUGGCACUCGAGACAGUGGUGUAUCCCCAAGAUCCUUUUAGUUAUGGCUACAGGGAUUGUUACUCCUUGCCAAUUGGCGGAGCUUGGGGCUAUGAUUUUCAUUUACAAGAAGAAGAUAAAGCUUUUCUUGGGAUUCCUGAAAACAGCUAUAAUAAUAUAGAGCAACAACAUGGUUUCCAUGCAAAUUGGGAUUCUUCAUCUCCUUCCGUGAUGCAACAUGCAAAAGAUCAAUGGGAUCCUAAUUCUUCACCUGAGACUUGCAUUAUUGAUCAACAUCUCCUUCCACCUUCUGGAGUAUUCCAUCCAAUGGUUCCACCGCCCGCCACGGCUGGCCGGCGAAAGCGAAGACGCACCAAGAGUACCAAGAAUAUGGAGGAAAUAGAGAACCAGAGGAUGACUCACAUUGCAGUUGAACGCAACCGCAGGAAACAGAUGAACGAGUAUCUUGCUGUGCUCAGGUCUCUGAUGCCACCUUCCUACGUUCAGAGGGGUGACCAAGCAUCCAUAAUUGGAGGUGCCAUUAAUUUUGUGAAGGAGCUAGAGCAGCUCUUGCAGACCAUGGAGGCCCAUAAAAAGACCAAGCAGGAACCAGCUGAUGUCAGUGGCUUCUCUUCAUCACCAUUUGCUGAGUUCUUCGCCUUCCCACAGUACUCAACUCGAGCUCCGGCCACUGAGGAGGAAUCGGUGGUUGAUCAAAAUCAGUGGUCUAUGGCAGACAUAGAAGUGACCAUGGUGGAGAGCCAUGCCAAUCUUAAAAUACUUUCAAAGAAAAGACCUAGACAGCUCUUGAAGAUGGUAGCAGGUUUGCAAGCCUUAAGGCUCAGUGUUCUCCACCUAAAUGUCACAACCGUUGAUCAAUUGGUUCUCUAUUCAGUUAGUGUCAAGGUUGAGGAAGGUUGCCACCUUAAUACAGUGGAUGAGAUUGCAGCUGCAGUUAAUCAAAUGCUACAUAGGAUUCAUGAAGAGGAAACUGCUUUCAGCCAAAAUUGAAUUGUAACACUAAAUGGGUUUUAAUUCUGUAAUUGAGGCUGUUAAUUGCCUUUCAUAAUGGAUUUCAGUUUUUUGUUUUUUUUUCAGAGAAAGAAAAUCUUUUUCUAGCCUCAA